Clonostachys rhizophaga is the source of this 1101-nucleotide messenger RNA. The record is from the annotation of a GenBank genome assembly. NCBI's taxonomy places the organism in Eukaryota, Fungi, Ascomycota, Sordariomycetes, Hypocreales, Bionectriaceae.
AUGCUCACUACCACGACUACAAUCGUCAACGCCGCACCAAACACGGUCCCCUUGAAGGGACAGCGCGGCACUGACGACUAUCUCGAGAACAGCAACGGCCUCAAGCACAACUACGAGAACACCCAGGUCGGCGGCGUCACCGACUUGCUCGAGAAGCAGGUCAAGACCAAGUUUGGCGACUGGCGAGACCAGUUCUUCCAGGAUGGAUACGUCGUCAUCAAGAAUGCCAUUCCUCGUGAGCGCGCCCUCGACUAUCAGCGACGAGCGCUGGAAUGGUUCAGCAAAUUCCCAUUUGGCUUCGAUACAAAUGAUAGGAGCACUUGGGUGCAAGAACAUCUGCCUGUCAUGAUGAAGGGUGGCAUGAUUCUCAACUACUGCGCAUCCCAUGAGAAGUUUGUGUGGGAAGCCAGAUGCGAGGAUGGUGUGAUCAAACCAUUUGCUGAACUCUGGGGCACUGAUGAGCUGCUCGUCUCCUUUGAUGCAGUCAACAUCACACUACCUGGUCGGACUGACGUCAAGUGGUCUCCUUGGCCGCAUGUAGACCAGAGCCCUACACGCAAGGGUCUCUCCUGCGCUCAAGGCAUCAUCAACCUCUCCGAGGCCGGACCCCUUGAUGGAGGCUUGCAACUUCUCCAGGGAAGCUCUGAGCUGUUUGAGCAGUUCUUCAAAGAGCACCCACCCAAGGCCAAGGACGCUGAUGCCCCAGGCCAACUGGACUGGUACGGCUUCACUCUCGAUGAUGUCAAGUGGUUUGAGGACCACGGCUGCAAGCUCAUCAAGGUCAACGCCGAGCCUGGCGACGUCAUUAUCUGGGACUCGCGUACAGUCCACUACGCCAAGUUGCCUGAGAGCGACACCAUCCGCACCAUCAUCUAUGCUACCUACACACCGGCCAGCUUGGCCAGCCCCGCCGACCUCGUCCUCAAGGCUGAGCUGUUCAAUCGAUACGAGGGCACCACUCACUGGCCCCACUGCAACAUUUUUGGGCAAGGAAAGGCUAUCAGGAACGGCAAGCCUUGCCCUGGUGAACGUGAUGAGCCGCUUGAGCAGCCGGAACUGACAGACAAGCUACUGAAGCUGGCAGGAGUGAAGCCAUACUGA